AAAAGGGAGGCGACCGCUCAAAUACAAUGAUCUCUGCAGCUGCCAGCGACAAUCCGAAGGCCGACUAUCUCCAGUACGAAACCCGCUGCUGCCCCGCUGACUCCCCCGCCUCAUCGUCCCCUGAAGCCGGCCAGCUGAGCCGAAGGCGGGACACUCAGACAACCAGCGGCUGCAGCAUCAACAACCCGGAGGAGAGCGGCGGCGGCGGCAGCAGCAUCCAGCCUCUGGUCUCCUCCUCCUCCUGCAUCAUGACAUCGGGGGAGUUUAUGCAGAGUGCGCCGCUGCUGGCGCACAGAUCCAAGAGGAGCCUGAUGUACAAAGCGCUCUGCUUCCUGCUGCUGGUCUUCCAGGGCGGCGUCCUGGACUUCUACCUCAUCAUCUUCACGGACCUGUACUGGUGCUCGUGGAUCGCCACGGACCUGGUGGUGAUCUCCGGCUGGGGGAUUUUCUUCAUGAAGAACGCGCGGAGCAAGAGGGAGCGGGCCUGCGGCUUCCACCAGAAGAGCUCCAUCUUCGGCUGCAACCUGGGCGAGUUCACCUACGCCUACCUGGCCUGGCUCAUCUACGUCAUUGCCUGCACCCCGAAGGUGGUGCUCGUCCUGGAGACCUCCAUUCUGGACCUGGUGGCGCUCAAGGUCCCGUGCGGCGCCACCGGCUUCAAGAUCGUGGUGCUGCUCUCAGCGCCGCUGCUCUUCUGCCUCAUCAACUCCAUCAUCGAGGACGCGAACGGCGCGACGCGGCACCACUCCCACAGCUGCUUCACCAGCACCUGCCUGGACCUGCUGGACAGCUUCACGCUGCUGGAGAUGCUGCUGAGGAACGAGAUCCCCACGCUGUACCUGAAGUACACCGUCAUCUCCGUGUACUUCGUGGCGCUGGCCGUGCCGGUCAUCUGGCUCUACGAGCUGACCGUGUCCGAGCUGCGCUGCCGCUGGCUGUGGGCGCGCUUCUCCACGGGCCUGCUGGUCAACGCGCCGCUGCUGGUGGUCAGGUGUUUCCAGGUGUACGUCUACAAGAUGCCGGUGUCCGUGUUCAUGUUCAAGAACAUCUUCUUCCUCGCGUGCACGCUGCUGGAGCUGCUGGAGCAGUGCGCGGCCGUGCGCGGGGUGCGGCGGCUGACCGGAGGCGGAAACCCGGCCCAGUUCUCCCACUGCGUGUCCGAGAACGACAUGUGUCCGCACGGAUACGUCAACACCCUGGCCGUCACCCAGUCCUAGGAGCGCCACUGGUGCGUCCUGACAGACAGCUGGAAAUUGGAAAAUAAUCCAGAUUAGGCUCAAUGUAUAACCCCUGCUCGGCUUCAUUUGGAUGAGUGAGGUACUUAACAUUCACUCUGACAACAGGCUGAAUUCAAACUAAAUCCCCAGGUGACAUUGGCUUCAUUUGGACGAGCGAAGACCCCGAAACACAGACGGCAACAAACCCAAAUGUGAGGUAUUUAGACGGCAACUUCCUCCCACUAGUGUAGGAGAAUGCGUCUCACACUGUGUGCAAAAAUAGAAACAAACCAUAAUAAUACAUUAAACCUCAGUACUGUGCAAACAGCUUAGGGCCACCAGUAGAUUUGUGGUUUCAGCAAAGUAUUUAGCGUAACCUCCAGCAAGUGAUUCAGAAAAACAGUUUUAUAUUAUAAAAAAAAAACAUUUCUUCUGGGAAGCAUCUGAUUGGGAAGGGUUUUUAUCUUUCAGCAUCAUGACAACAAUCACUAGAACACUGCUGCUGAUGCAGGGAAAUCUGACCUUCGCAGAGUCCAGACGUGAAUAUAAGGACGUCUAGGAAAUGCUACUUAAAAACAAACAUCUUCCUUUAAUGUCCGGUGUGAUGCUAAUGAAGAGACAGAAAAAUAAACAUUCAUUUGAAACUGUGAACUUUUGCACAGUACUUUAUAUACCCAUGUACCUGUGAUGGUGAGUUGAUAUUUUUGCUCACACAUUGUGGUGGUUUAACUUGUUAAAAGCGCUAUAGAAAAUGCACAUUUAAGUGUUUAUUUUACUUGUUUAUUUCUACUUUUUCCCCCUCAUAAUCUGAGUAUUUACAUGACCUAAAACCUUCAAGUCUUUAUUGGAAGUGUAUGCAAACUGGAUUGUUCGGUUCAGUUCACCUGUGGCAUACAAGGGACAUUCCUUUGUUUUAAUCCCGGAAACUAGUCCCUUUAAAUCCACACUGCAGUUUCCUUAAUUCCAUGUGGCAGGUGUUAACUGAAUCACAUCCACCUCCAUCGUUUUAGGACAACAUUAGACAACUCAGAAUCCAUCCUUUAAUCCUCCAGCUCUGUCUUUCAGUUAUUGCUUUAAACUUGUACAAAUGCUCUCCAGGAGCUGUUUGUUUGGACCAAAUCCUCAGAGAAAGUAUCUUUCUUUUCGGCGUUGUCGAAAAAGCCGCAUCUUACACACCCGCACACUGUUAGCUGCGAGAACUCUCAUAGCUAACUCGUCGUUUUGAGGUUUGGGUUAGUUGCAGCCCUACUACAGUACAAAGCCAUCUUGGGGCAGUUUCCUGCCAGUUAAUCCCAGCAUGAUCACCUGUGUGUGUUGAACGGUGGACUAACGGAAAUGCCUCCGAUACUGCC
Solea senegalensis (Senegalese sole) is the source of this 2569-nucleotide messenger RNA. RefSeq names its product transmembrane protein 121B (gene tmem121b). The record is from RefSeq and is a predicted model, not a curated record. Bases 27 to 1217 code for a protein of 396 amino acids. Lineage: Eukaryota; Metazoa; Chordata; Actinopteri; Pleuronectiformes; Soleidae. The transcript has 2 exons.